Cryptomeria japonica (Japanese cedar) is the source of this 2732-nucleotide messenger RNA. RefSeq names its product L-type lectin-domain containing receptor kinase IX.2-like. Lineage: Eukaryota; Viridiplantae; Streptophyta; Pinopsida; Cupressales; Cupressaceae. The record is from RefSeq and is a predicted model, not a curated record. The transcript is spliced from 2 exons. Bases 1 to 2448 code for a protein of 815 amino acids. Gene Ontology annotation, cellular component: plasma membrane. Gene Ontology annotation, molecular function: protein kinase activity; carbohydrate binding; ATP binding. Gene Ontology annotation, biological process: protein phosphorylation.
AUGGCAAACUGCUCUGCUUGGACGCUCUUCCUUUCCUUAUCCUUGAUCCUCAUUCUAUUCUCUUAUACGGCAUGCGCAGGAAACAUUAGCUUUACUUUCCCUCCCAAAACAAAUAUCAGAGUAGAUUAUGACGCUUGUUUUGAAGGGAACAAAAUACAACUCACCAAAAAUGAAUUAGUAGGUGAUUUGAGAAAUAGCACAGGCUGGGCCACUUACAACAAACCAAUUCCUCUAUGGGACAACUCUUCUGGGUCUCUCGCAAGUUUUGCAUCAUAUUUUCAAUUCCUUAUCAGAAACUCCAGCCUGAAGUUAACGGGCGGUCUCACUUUCUUUAUUGCCCCGUUCGACCAUAAACCACCAGCACAUGCUUGCGUGAAGUGGCUGGGCCUCUUUGGCGAAACCACAGAUAGUAAGUUUUCAAAUCCUGUAGUGGCUGUCGAGUUCGACACAUUCCAGAACGAGUUUGACCCCGAUGAUAACCAUGUGGGAAUAGACGUCAACUCAGCUGUUUCCGUGGCGAGUGUUUCGCUUAGCUCUGCUCUCAAAAGUGGGAUACCUUGGAACGCGUGGGUAGAUUACGAUGGGAAUACAACUGAGUUACAGGUAUUUGCUAAUCUCAAUAAUAUUUCUAAACCCAUAAGCCCGAUUUUGACUUAUCAGAUAGAUCUGCGUCACUAUUUUCCGGAAAAGGUUAAGGUUGGCUUCACCGCAUCCACUGGAGAUGCAUGUGAAACCCACACAGUCCAGGCUUGGAAUUUUUCUUGUAAAUAUGCGUGGGAUACCUUCUCUGCUCCCCCUCCGACCAUUUUUUCCUCUGAACUGUCAUUAGAAGAUUACUCACCCUCUCCAGAUUCCUCACCGCCUCCUCCAGAUUCCUCACUCCCUCCAGAUUCCUCACCGCCUCCUCCAGAUUCCUCACUCCCUCCAGAUUCCUCACCCCCUCCUCCAGAUUCCUCACUCCCUCCAGAUUCUUACCCCCUCCUCCAGAUUCCUCACUCCCUCCAGAUUCACCAUUCCUCACCGCCUCCUCCAGAUUCACCGCCUCCUCCAGAUUCCUCACCCCCUCCUCCAGAUUCCUCACUCCCUCCAGAUUCCUCACCGCCUCCUCCAGAUUCCUCACUCCCUCCAGAUUCCUCACCUCCUCCUCCAGAUUCCUCACCGCCUCCUCCAGAUUCCUCACCUCCUCCUCCAGAUUCCUCACUCCCUCCAGAUUCCUCACCGCCUCCUCCAGAUUCCUCACCUCCUCCGGAAAAUGUUCCUCCAGCUUCCUCACACCUUCCGGGGAAAUUUUCUCCACAUGCCUCACCAUCAACUACUCAAAAUAGUAAGAAAAUUAUCUUGAUAUCUGUCUGCGUCUGCUUGCCGAUGAGCUGCUGUUUUUUGUUUAUCGCCUGCCGGUGGUAUUCGAAACAGAAGGAAACGAAGCCGGAUAAUGAAGGUGAGGAUGGAGAAACAGAGCUGGACGAACAGUUCGCUCAAGGCCCCUGCAAAUUCUCUUAUGCUCAACUCAGCGCGGCUACCUGUAACUUCAGCAACAAAGAAAAACUGGGAGAAGGCGGCUUCGGAAGUGUCUACAGGGGGGUAUUGCCUACAACGAACGAGAUAGUGGCUAUAAAGAGAAUAUCCCAAGAAUCCAAGCAAGGAAGAAAGGAGUAUAUUGCAGAGGUUACCGUAAUCAGUAAACUGAGACACCGUAACCUUGUGCGACUCUUGGGAUGGUGCCAUGAAAAAGCUGAGAUGCUUCUUGUUUACGAGUUCCUCCCUAAUGGAAGUCUCGAUAGAUUUAUAUUCCAUGAAAGAAAAGACUGUUUGAAUUGGGAGCGAAGGUACAGUGUUGCUUGUGGUAUAGCCUCUGGUCUUAUUUAUCUUCACGAAGAGUGGGAUCAGCGCGUUGUUCAUAGAGACGUGAAGUCCAGCAAUGUGUUGUUGGAUUCAAAUUUCAAUGCAAAGCUGGGGGAUUUUGGUCUAGCAAGACUUGUAGAACCUGAUCACUCCGCCUCCCAUACAACCAUGGUUGCAGGGACACAUGGAUAUAUGGCACCAGAGUAUAUUGAAUCAGGAAAGGCGAGCCCAGAAUCAGACGUGUAUAGCUUUGGAGUUCUGGCUUUGGAAAUUGCCUGCGGAAGGCAUCCCAUUGACUACAGCUUGCAUGAAUACAAUCUCAGACUGGUCGCCUGGGUUUGGGAUUUGCAUAGGCAAGGGAAGAUAUUGGAUGCGGCAGACAAUAAGCUAAAAGGGAAUUUCAAGAGUGUGGAAAUGGAGAUGCUGAUGCUGGUGGGAUUGUUGUGUUCUCAUCUGAACCCAUAUGCGAGACCCACGAUGAGAGAGGUGUUAAAGAUGUUAGAAUUUGACACUCCACUGCCGGAUGCUACCCUGAAUAUGCCUGUAGCUGUGUACGGCGACGCUCUUAUUUCUCAUGGUGGCUCAUCUCAACUAGCUUGCCUUUGACAUCUAUCCCUCGCUCCUCGCCUUCUUCCGCUUCAGGAAGCAGCAAAGGUAAAACCUCCGGUCCUCCAAUACCUGAUAUAGAAGCCCGUUAAGCGCGUUCUUCGCUUCAAACUUUAUAGGUUUUGUACGGUAUAACGUAGUUGUUUGUGUUCUCAUGUAAAAAGUUCAAACAGUGCCGUGUGUUUACUGGUGUCAUAUUAAGCUCCUAGGGCUGGGGCCAACUUUCCCUAUUUCUUUAUGUAUUUUGAUAUGAAAUUUGUAGCGCUGCUGCUUCAAAAUCACAG